Messenger RNA from Danaus plexippus (monarch butterfly), 3140 nucleotides. It is a transcript of the gene Ktl, whose product is annotated as BTB/POZ domain-containing protein KCTD16. The record is from RefSeq and is a predicted model, not a curated record. NCBI's taxonomy places the organism in Eukaryota, Metazoa, Arthropoda, Insecta, Lepidoptera, Nymphalidae. Gene Ontology annotation, biological process: protein homooligomerization.
AAAAAAUAUAUUUUUAUUUUAUUACACAUAAUAUUAUACGUACCUAUAAGAUACACCUAUGUCGAAGUAUCGAAAAGUUCUGAAAAUUCGUAUAAUCAGAGAAAAAGUAUGACCUACAUCGUGAUUUCAUCAAAUCUUACCCUUCUAUUUACUUAUAUUAUAUUGUAGGUAGUAUCUUUAUCCUAUCACAUUACAAAUGUUUAAUUAAUUAUUUGGUAUCCACAAUCCUCUUAUACGCCAGCUUACUCGAGUAAGAAAUGUCUUGGGUGAUAUAACAUCGAAAAUGCAGAUUAGUUACAUUAAUAUAUAUUAAUUAAUUUAUUAUUAUACUAUAAUAUUUGUAGACAUUCUCAUUCUUAUGUUAUCUUAAAUAUAGCCACUAUCACUACAGAUUUUUUUUUUUAUUUCAAGCAUGUGCGCAUUAUUCUUACUAACUUGUAAAUAAAAUUCAACCGAAAUUGUAAAUUGUUGAUUCAGGUUUUAGUUAUUGUUAAUGAAGAGUCAUCAAUGAUGUGAUAGCUUUCCAAAAUAUUUGAGAACGAUAAAUCAUCUGUUAAGUGACAAUGGACGACCUUGCAGGAUUUUUACGAAGAGUUAAGUUCGAAGGGGUAGGAAAUGAUUACGUCCAAGUCAGUAACCCGGGCGUGUGUUAUUGAUGGGAGAGGGCGGGCGGGGUCGGUCGGAGGGAUGGGUCAGGAGGGGCGCGCAGCCGCGACACUGCGCCCUCAGCCUCCAGCCAUGGCGGACGCUCCGCCCGAGGUCCUCGAGCUCAACGUCGGCGGCGUGCACUACGCCACUACUCGCGAAACGCUGUUGCUCGAGCCGGACUCGCUGCCGGCCGCCGCGCUCAACGAUCCCGACCAUCCGAGAGACGCUCGGGGUAGAAUCUUCUUCGACCGCGACGGCGUCCUCUUCCGCUAUGUAUUAGAUUAUCUCCGAGACGGCGGCCUCGUCCUCCCGGAGUGCUUCCGCGAGCAUAAGCGGCUCGCGCGGGAAGCAAAGCAUUACAGACUGCUGGGGCUCGAGAACGCCGUCAGAGAAGCCGAUCCUCGUCCACCGAACCGCGAGCGCGGCUGUAUCACGGUCGGUUACCGCGGGAGUUUUGCUUUUGGACGCGACGGCCUCGCUGAUGUCAAGUUCCGCAAGCUGUCGAGGAUCUUAGUCUGCGGAAAGGUGACCCUAUGCCGCGACGUUUUCGGAGAGACGCUGAACGAGUCUCGGGACCCAGAUCACGGGCUGGCGGAUAGAUACACAUCUCGCUUUUUCCUGAAGCACUCAUUCAUAGAGCAAGCCUUCGACAUGCUUCAAGAGCAGGGCUUCAAACUGACGGCUAGCUGUGGCAGCGGAACGGCGGGAGGUGCAGCCGAGCUGAAACCAGGUGUAGACUCCGAGGAAAACCGCUGGAACCACUACAACGAAUUCGUAUUCGUGCGCGAAUAAUAUCUCCUUGGAUUGUGAUACUGAUACAGCUUGUGGCUUGACGGCUUCAGUCACCGAUCGUGGCGGGUGAAAGGUUUCGUUUGGCGGAAGGUAAAUCGACUUGAUAGUUAAGUCUCGUUUUCUGUUACUUAUACCUAUCAUUUAAGAAUUUUCUUACGGAAAUGUGUUCCUGAUCUUAUGCUCUAAUCAUCUGAUUUAUUUCGUUUAGAAUAUAACAUUUACAAAGUUUAAGUAUAUUUUGAAUAAUAUAAAAUUCUAUUUUAGAUUCAACAUUAUAAAAAAUAAUUUAUAAAAUAAAAUAGUAUUAUUAAAAAAUGUUCUACAUAGAUUUAGAUGUGUAGAUAAAGCGAACUUAACUGUAUUCAUGUUAUAAAUAAUUAAAUAAAAUUAUUGUAUUUAAUAUAUUAGGUACAUGUAUAAAUAACGUAUGUAGAUGUUACUCCCCUUUUAGAAACGAUAUGUAUUGUAACAAACCUAUUUCUAAUGUAUUAUCUAUUUUAUAAAUAAUUUUAUUGAUGACGUAAAAUGUAUUUUGGAAUUGCAAAAAAAUUUUCAAAUAAACUAUCUCAUUCCUAUUUCACAUGGAAGCUUUUGUAUCUUAACACCUGAUGUUACUUAGAAACUAUAAACUAUGUGCCACUCUUACGUAACUAUUUACUUAUAUAUUUAUUUAAAUAUUUAAUUAUAAAGCGCGAACUAAUAGUACCUGUUAUAGUAAAGUGCUGGAAAUACUGCCGUAGUUUAGGAAGUAAUGUAAAAGUUUUCUAAACACAUCUUGAUGACUCGGUAAACAAAAGAAUAGACGGGAAAGUUUGGGGGAAACGGUUCCUUAAACACUUUCAUCUGUAGCCGAGAUCUGUUUCAAAGUUCACUCUUAUACUUACAUAUUUUGCGUUUGUCCUAACUUUUUUUGCAGAUGAGUCCAGACGAAUUUAAUGAUCUUAGCCAUAUCACUAGUAUAUUAGUAUCAUAUAUAUACAUAUGUACACCCCGUUAAUUUAAAAAAAAAAUGUUGGCCAAAUUUCUGUCUCUGUAGGCGGAUAAGUAGGAAGUAGUCAUCUAUUAAUUAUUUAGGUAUAGUUAAAUGAAGAUUGUUAUUAUAAAAUAUUUUAAAAGUCAUUAGAAUUCAACUAUUAAUGAUUUUAGGAUUGUUUGGGAUAAAUAGGCCAUGAUUUCGCGUGUUUAGUACCACGUAAUGUGAACUUAAUUAUUACACAGAGUAUAGACAAUGCUGAACAAACUUAAACACGGCCUCGCUAAGGCUUAUCACGCAAACUUUGCCGAAAUUAAUGGCAAAACGGCGGGUAUUAGCCCUCCAUCUACGGAUGACAGUUUGAACUUUACACAGAUAAUGAAUAAAACAAAAAAAAGGUUUUAUAUUUUUAAAUUUAUUUGAAUAAAAAACUAUUUUAUUCUGUGGUCAGUGUCAAGACUUUGUUUGUAAUAUAAUAUUAUUUUUAAUUUGUUUUAUCUGUAUUUAAUAUAUAGAUAUGUAUAUUUAAUUUAUACUAACAGUUACCGCACAUAAAAAUAUGAAGUGUUUUUUUCUUUAUUUAAAUUAAUUGGUGUAUUAACAGAAAUAAAAAUGCAAAAAUAACGAAUAUGUACUUUAUAUUAUUUACGUGGCACAUUAUGUAAGCAUUUCAGAUUUAAUACCUUAGAGUUUGGGAUUAGUGGAAUAAAUAAAUUUAUUUGAAAUG